AGCCUGUUGGUUCCCAUUUACGCCGCGCGCCCCCGCAGAUUGCCUUUGGCUCCCCACACGGUAGUUGCAUUGAUGGCUCUUGGCCGCCCUUCCAGCUGCACAUUUGGCCAGGAGCGCGCGGGAGCUGUCACCGUGGUCGGGUGGUCACCGCUCGAAUCCUUGGAGCCCGUAUGGGUCAACAAUCUGCUCGGGAAUCUGCUGGCAGACGACGUGCGGCAGUUGUCGCUUAGCUCCAGGAAGUCCCUGGCGCUGACGCUCUCGGGCACUCGCCGGCUCAUCGUCCCCCGCUUGAGGCUGGACCUCGCCUGCUGGCACCCACUGCUGCUGUGCGCAGUGGACCCGCAGGAGGUCGUCGACUUCGUCUUGUCGAUUGCCCCCACUGCUGACAGGGAGUACGACGGCUUCGGUGGGGACGUGAAUUGUUGCCUGGGCUGGUUGAUGGCGGGUCUCACAUCAAGUUGCGGUCACUUACGGUGAUGGCGGAGUUGCCUGAGGCCAACGCAACAGAAGACGAUUCCAGGUGGGAGGGUGUUAUAGAGGAGCCCGUCGUCCGCGCUUUGAUGGGCUGCCUGAGCCGGUGCAAGCGCCUGGAGUCGCUGGACAUGCGUGCUGCGCAUGGGUCCCUGUGGUGGAUGAGUGACGACCUCAGCGAGUACGUUGGUGCGAAAUUGGGGCGAAUGGUCCAAUUACGUGUCUUGAUGCUGACUGUGGCUGUGUUCUCCGACGAGGCUUUUGCCUCGCUAGUCGAGGGCAUCGCGUGCUGCCCCCAGCUGGAGGAGCUCGCUCUCGUCGGCGCCAGCGAUCUCGACACUUGGAUGGAGAGUACACGUGUCCGAGAUCUGCUGCUCUCAACGGAGCGGAGUGUCCGGGGGCUGCACGAUCUCCUGUCCACGGCGCCGCUGAGGCGUCUGCGGCUCCGGCACCUGUCGAACUUUGGGAGUUUGCUGAUUCAGCGUGUUGAUAUAAUGUGCUGGCCACAGACACUGCAGCUUUUGCAGCUGUCUCUCAUCGGGCUGGACGACCAAGCUCUGGUCCACUUGGCACGGUGUGUGUGCACACUGCCUCACCUACAGACACUGUAUUUGAAAUUCGACCAUGAGUCCGAGGUUCAGGAAGAGGCAGAGUGGCGCGUCGACUCGGUGACCAUGCCUGGCAUCGCUGCCUUUUUCACGGCCCUGGCGAAUGCCGACCGGUGCCCCCCACAGCUCCAGGUUCCGUGGCUCUGCUCGCCCUACGUCGGUGCGUUCGGGGCCGACCUCGUGCUCAAGACGCUCGAGACGUUCGUUCGCAACGCGCCCUCUUCGCUGCGGUCACUUGAAUUCGCCUACCCGGGCACCGGCCACGGCUCGGAGGAGGCUUGGUCCGGCUUCCGGCGGGCGAUCCACGACAGGAAGGUGCACCACAGCUCGCUGGGCCCGACGGAGGUCCAGGAGACCUGGGGGAAACUGCAGAACUAUCCAGCUGCAUACACGGCGAGUCCCGCCGGCGUGCCGGUCCUGCACUUCCUUUGCGGAGGCAGCCGCUCGAGGGGCGGCGCCGGAAGCCGCUGACGUGUGGAUCGAGCGGCGGUGGGAGCAGCGGUCACGGCGCCGUCGCAUGCCUCGGCUGUCUUCGGGGGAACACGGUGCCAUGGGUUUCUGGGGCUCAGAUGGUUUUGCCACGGAAAGCACGACGCAGACGGCCACCCGCGCAGGCGUGGCGGCGCGCCUCGGGGCGCUCAUCUGUCGCUCCCGCACUGGAGGCUGUGCAGGAGGGAAGCGGAGACAUCGGCGGGCGAGCUCGGCCCCGCUCGUGUCCCUGCACUCCGCCCCGCUCGGGGCAGGCAGUCAGAGGAGGGAAAGGCACCACGUACCUUCAGCCCCGUUAUCCCCUUGUGUGGGCCUCCUCGGAGGCCCUCGUCGCCGCCGCUGGAUUUGCCUCGAAGUGCUGGUCAGAACGCACCCCGGGAGUAUCGGUACCUUAUAGUUCCUCCAAUGAACCAGCGCGUCUUUCGAGGCGCCAGACGUGGCGCGGGUUGUCCUGCUUGCCGCUGGCAUAAAAACAGCGCCACCCUCCUUCCGCACCCCGCCGCAUCUUUGUCGUCCGUUUCUCCCUUCCUCCGUUUCCCUGUUGUUGCCGCGCUGACCUUUUGGCGUCCUUUCCGUCCAUCUCCCGCUCUUCUUCGUUCC
Messenger RNA from Prorocentrum cordatum, 2168 nucleotides. NCBI's taxonomy places the organism in Eukaryota, Dinophyceae, Prorocentrales, Prorocentraceae. The record is from the annotation of a GenBank genome assembly.